AUGGGAAGGUGGGUUGGGGAUAAUUGGUGUUGGGAUUUUCAGUGGAGAAGGAACAUGUUUGAAUGGGAGAGAGCGGAAUGGCUAGAAGUAGAAAGUCGUAUCCAGAACAUAGACCUGAGAAUGGGAAACUUAGAUUGCUGGGAGUGGAUAGUGGGGGAUGAUAAAAUUUACACGGUCAAAUCAGCGUACAAGGUCUUACACUACCAGAAGUAUGGGUCUGAACAACACUCUUUGAUAACCUCGGUUUGGAAGCUAAAUAUCCCUCCUAAGGGGGCUAUAGUAGUAUGGCAAAUUUUCAUGAAUAGCCUCGCAACAUGUGAUAAUCUGCUUCAGAGGAACAUCAUACUGCCAGAAUUGGAGAGUAUCUGCAAAUUCUGCAAUGAAGAAACAGAGUCUACGUCCCAUGUAUUGUUUACUUGUAAAGUCUCAGACUGGCUGUGGAAGAAGUGCUAUAACUGGGCUUCCGUCUCAACAGUGCUCUCGGCUCUUCUGACUCAACAUUUUGGAAAACUUCCUUAUUCUAACCUAUCUGCGGCUGUAUCAAAGAGGUGGAGAGUUAUUGUCUGGUGUGCUAUUAUGUGGCUGCUUUUGGGAAAGAGAAAUAAUUGUGGAUUUAAAAGUCAGACUUGUGAUAUCCAACUGUUGUAUGUGGAGGCGCAACGUACGGUUUGGUCUUGGUUACGUAUGGAGAAGAAUUUUAAGUAUACUUAUAUGCAAUGGGUUGUUAACUCAGGUGCAUGCAUCAGUAACUAA
Molecule: messenger RNA, 753 nt
Organism: Cajanus cajan (pigeon pea)
Lineage: Eukaryota; Viridiplantae; Streptophyta; Magnoliopsida; Fabales; Fabaceae
Product: putative ribonuclease H protein At1g65750
Source: RefSeq, a predicted model, not a curated record